This is a messenger RNA of Mucor mucedo, 783 nucleotides long. RefSeq lists its product as uncharacterized. NCBI's taxonomy places the organism in Eukaryota, Fungi, Mucoromycota, Mucoromycetes, Mucorales, Mucoraceae. The coding region runs from base 15 to 704 and encodes 229 amino acids. The record is from RefSeq and is a predicted model, not a curated record. The transcript has 4 exons.
CUCGACAAAAAAAAAUGGAACAAUAUUGUGAUUUUUCUCGAUAUAAACAUUGUAUCAGCUUUGGAUUUGAUUUUAUACAUUUAGUAUCGAAUAGUAUUUGCAAUGAUGACCAUAACGGCGAUUGGGAUUACGAAAAAAAACAACAUGUGAUAUUUCCUUCUAUAGUUUAUGAUAUUGUCAGUAAAUACGUUGUAGCUAGAGGAAAGUUAGAAGUGGAAAAAUUGAAGCUUAAAGGAGAUGAAUUAGGUCUUUGUUACGUUCCCAACAUAUUUACCGAACUUAACAAUAUAUUUUUGAGAGAAUCACAAAGAGAGUUUAAAUCGGAUGUUCAUGGUUUCGUUAUAACGCAAGAAGUAAUAAAAUUUCUACAAGAAGAAAUAAACAAUUGGGAAAGCUCCUUGAAAUGUUCAAAGUCGGACUUUUGCUAUGCAUUUACGCUACCCACAGAAUGGAACUACGAGAUUCAAGAAAAAUUAAUCCGUCCCCUCUUUAUUUCCGCUGGUCUCAUCAACAAACAUGAUCAUUGCGAUAUAUUGCUUUUUUUUACUCCACUAGAAUCAAUGUUUCGAUAUAUUCAAACAGAAAACAAUUAUUUAGCUAGAAAAAUGGAGUUGGAACAUGGUAGACAGUACGUUAUGUGCUCUUUGGAUUUUGUUGAAGCCAAAAUAUACCAAGUAUGUUCCACGAUCAUUAAAGUCAGUUGAGUUUAUAUUCCCUUUUGAAUUAAAAGAAAAACAAACGAGGACCAAAGCGAUUGUAGAAAAUCUGUGUAACUCUGUAUCA